GCUAUAGCCCAGAACUCUGAACUGAGAGAGCGGCUGAGCAACAUUCACGCUGAGUCCAGCUGCGUCCCAGAACCCUCCACUGGGCUCAUAAACCUCUCUGGUCCCCUACAGAAGCAAGACUCCACCGAUGGAUCCCACCCCCUAGUUCACCAGGCGUCCAAUGAGAGCAGAGCGUCCAUCACAGAGUCUCUGUCAGAGUUUUUCGAUGCUCAGGAGGUUCUACUGUCUGCCAGCUCCUCAGAAAACGAGGCCUCUGAUGAUGACUCAUACAUCAGUGACAACGUCAGCGACAACAUCUCCAUGGACAACUUCAGCAACGAGACGGAGAGACCUAACUCGGGCUGUGAAGAGACCGGGGCCCUUCUGAGAAGACGCAGGUCGUGCCUCCCGUCGGCCAGCCCCAACACCAGUAACAUCAGUCUAUGGAACAUCCUUAAGAACAACAUAGGGAAAGACCUCUCCAAGGUGGCUAUGCCUGUUCAGCUGAACGAGCCCCUCAACACCCUGCAGAGACUGUGUGAGGAGCUGGAGUACAGCGAGCUGCUGGACAGAGCUGCUAACACACAGGACCCCUUUGAACGCAUGGUGUACAUAGCCACGUUUGCAGUGUCGGGGUACGCGUCCAGCUACCACCGAGCGGGAGGGAAGCCCUUCAACCCGGUCCUGGGGGAGACCUAUGAGUGUGACCGCCCCGACAAGGGCCUCCGAUUUGUAGCAGAACAGGUCAGCCAUCACCCACCUAUAUCAGCAUGCCACGCUGACUCUAAAAACUACAUAUUCUGGCAAGACAUGAGGUGGAAAAACAAGUUCUGGGGGAAGUCUAUGGAAAUAGUUCCUGUGGGCACCACCCAUGUGAUGCUGCCAGGGUUUGGGGACCACUAUGAGUGGAACAAGGUCACGUCCUGCAUCCACAACAUCCUGAGUGGGCAGCGCUGGAUAGAACACUAUGGAGAGAUCUCCAUCAGGAACACCAGCACUGAUAUCUGCCAGUGUAAGGUCACCUUCAUCAAGGCCAAGUACUGGAACUCGAGUGUUAACGAGGUGGAGGGCACCAUCACAGACCACAAGGGGAAGGUCAUCCACAGACUGUUUGGGAAGUGGAACGAGGGGGUGUACUGUGGAGACCCCCCCUCUGCCACCUGCAUCUGGAGAGCCAAUGCCAUGCCGGCUGACCACGAGCAGUACUACGGCUUCACUAAGUUUGCUAUGGAGCUCAAUGAGCUGGACCCUUCACUGAAACUGCUGCUGCCUCCCACAGACACCCGGCUACGGCUCGACCAGAGGCUGCUAGAGGAGGGCAACGUAGAGGCAGCAGAGGAACAGAAACAGAAGAUAGAACAGCAGCAGAGAGACAGACGCAGAGUCCUGGAGGAAAACACCAUGACACAUCAACCCACAUUCUUCAGGAAAUCAAAGGACGACACCUGGGUUAGCAACAACACUUACUGGGACCUGAGAAGGGAUCCAGGCUUUUCCCACCUGGACUGUCCUGUGUUGUGGUGACCUGAGGAGGGAACCAGGCUAUCCCCACCUGGACUGUCCUGUACUGGGGUGACCUGAGGAGGGAACCAGGCUAUCACCACCUGGACUGUCCUGUGUUGUGGUGACCUGAGGAGGGAACCAGGCUAUCCCCACCUGGACUGUCCUGUAUUGGGGUGACCUGAGGAGGGAACCAGGCUAUCCCCACCUGGACUAUCCUGUAUUGGGGUGACCUGAGGAGGGAUCCAGGCUUUUCCCACCUGGACUGUCCUGUGUUGUGGUGACCUGAGGAGGGAACCAGGCUAUCCCCACCUGGACUGUCCUGUAUUGGGGUGACCUGAGGAGGGAUCCAGGCUUUUCCCACCUGGACUGUCCUGUGUUGUGGUGACCUGAGGAGGGAACCAGGCUAUCCCCACCUGGACUGUCCUGUAUUGGGGUGACCUGAGGAGGGAACCAGGCUAUCACCACCUGGACUAUCCUGUGUUGUGGUGACCUGAGGAGGGAACCAGGCUAUCACCACCUGGACUGUCCUGUGUUGUGGUGACCUGAGGAGGGAACCAGGCU
This is a messenger RNA of Oncorhynchus masou masou (cherry salmon), 2043 nucleotides long. Its product is annotated as oxysterol-binding protein-related protein 3-like. The transcript is spliced from 13 exons. The annotation marks the transcript as partial. Lineage: Eukaryota; Metazoa; Chordata; Actinopteri; Salmoniformes; Salmonidae. The record is from RefSeq and is a predicted model, not a curated record. Gene Ontology annotation, cellular component: intracellular membrane-bounded organelle; cytosol; membrane. Gene Ontology annotation, molecular function: cholesterol binding.